Messenger RNA from Erythranthe guttata (spotted monkey flower), 2065 nucleotides. Its product is annotated as Pentatricopeptide repeat (PPR) superfamily protein. Lineage: Eukaryota; Viridiplantae; Streptophyta; Magnoliopsida; Lamiales; Phrymaceae. Gene Ontology annotation, biological process: RNA modification. Gene Ontology annotation, molecular function: RNA binding; zinc ion binding; protein binding. The record is from RefSeq and is a predicted model, not a curated record.
AGCUACAGACAUGCUGAGAAAAAUCACUCAACAUUUACAUCAUCCGACAAACAGAUUUUUCACAACCCACCAACUAAUUAAAACAUAUUGUUCGAACACUCAACUAAAUCAUGCAUUGCAAGAAAUGUCGGUGCAGGGACUCGGCAUGCAAUUCAAAGACUAUGAUUCUCUGUUAAACGAAUGUGUGAAUCAAAAGUCUUUGAUUGGAGGCCAAAGGGUGCAAGCCCACAUGAUUAAAACUCAUUAUCUCCCCCCUGUGUACCUCAGAACCAGGCUGAUCGUGUUCUACUUGAAGUGUGAGGUUUUGCGUGAUGCCAGAAUGGUGUUCGAUGAAAUGCCUGAAAGAAAUGUCGUCUCUUGGACCGCUAUGAUUUCUGGGUACACCAAAUGUGGGCUGUACUCUGAUGCUCUAACUCUCUUUGUUCAGAUGCUUAGAUCAGGUACUUACCCGAACGAGUUCACUUUUGCAACGGUGCUCACCUCUUGUGUCGGUGCUUCUGGUUUCGAACAUGGCCGGCAAAUACACUCACUCAUCAUUAAAACCCCUUUUGAAUUCCACAUAUUUGUCGGUAGCUCACUUCUCGACUUAUACGCCAAAGCUGGAAAAAUCCACGAAGCCCAUACCGUAUUCGAAGCUCUGCCGGAGAGAGACGUUGUUUCUUGCACUGCAAUUAUUUCCGGCUAUGCUCAGUUAGGACUCGAUAAAGAAGCACUCGAGCUAUUCUGUGCACUGCAGAAAGAAGGAAUGCCUUCAAACUUCGUUACUUACGCCAGUGUUAUAACUGCAUUAUCAGGGCUUGCUGCAUUCGAAUACGGAAGGCAAGUGCACGCACAUGUUCUUCGAUCCGAACUAUCUUCUUACAUCGUCCUACAAAAUUCGUUGAUUGAUAUGUACUCAAAAUGUGGGAACCUCUCGUAUGCUAGGAAGGUGUUCGAGAUAAUGCCUGAGAGAACUGUGAUCUCUUGGAACGCUAUGCUCUCAGGGUACAGUAAGCAUGGAAUUGGGAAAACCGUAGUAGACUUAUAUAAUAGGAUGAAUACCGAAAAUAAAGUCAAACCCGAUAGCACCACUCUUUUGACUGUGUUAUCCGGUUGCAGUCAUGGAGGAAUGGAGGAUAUUGGGCUGAAAUUUUUCGAUGAGAUGAAAGGAAGAAGAAACGGGGUUGACCUUAGUAUAGAGCUUUACGGAUGUGUUGUUGACUUACUCGGGCGAGCUGGACAAUUAGAGAGGGCUUUGCAGUUCGUAAAAGAGAUGCCUUUCGAACCAAACGCUGCUAUAUGGGGUUCGCUUAUGGGUGCUUGUAGGGUCCACAAAAACGUGGAAAUCGGAAAGAUUGCUGGGAGGAAAAUUCUUGAAAUAGAACCAGAAAAUGCUGGGAAUUACGUAAUUCUUUGUAAUUUAUAUGCAUGCGAGGGAAAUUGGGAAGAAGUUAGGAAAUUGAGGGAGUUGAUGAAGGAAAAAGCGGUGAUAAAAGAACCAGGGAAGAGCUGGAUCGAGUUUGAUCAUACAAUACAUACGUUUUAUGCUAGUGAUCGAUCGCAUCCCAGAAAAGAAGAGGUGUUUUUGAAGGUAAGAGAAUUAUCGGAUAGGAUUAAGACAGCUGGUUAUUGUCCGGAUUUGAGUUCUGUUUUGUACGAUGUUGACGAGGAGCAGAAAGAAAGGAUGCUUUUAGGGCACAGUGAGAAGCUCGCUUUGGCUUUUGGAAUGAUUAAUGUUUCGGAAACGAAGCCGAUAAGGAUAAUGAAGAACCUUCGGAUUUGCGUGGAUUGCCAUAACUUUGCCAAGUUUGUGUCUGGGGUUUAUGGGAGGGAGGUGUUUGUAAGAGAUAAAAGUAGGUUUCAUCAUAUUGUGAAUGGAGUUUGUUUGUGUGGAGAUUAUUGGUAAAUUUCUUUUAUGGAAAAAUGUAAUGAAUUCUAUUUUCGGUAAAUUAGUUAUGGGCCAAAGGCUCUAAUUUUGUAAAAAAAUUUAAAUAUUCGAAUUUCGUUCGACUAAAUUCGAGGUUGGACGGUUUUACCCUAUUUAUAUAAAUUCGAAGCUAUCAUGAUUUAUAUACAUUCGAGUAAU